AUGUCCAUACCUGGCCUAUUAUUCCUACUAGCGUCAUACCUACCGAUCAUUGUCGAGUCGGCAAUAAGCUUGGACUUUGAUGUCUUGACACAUGAGAUGGAGCCAAGAUUUGACAAACGAGAUACACUAAACACAGCCAUAAAGUUACAAAAAAAUGUUUAUUUGACAAACUUGACUAUUGGAUCCUCCAAGGAUGAGGUUGUUGUAUCAAUAGACACUGGAUCUUCUGAGUUGUGGGUAAUGUCUCAAAACGUGCAAUGUGCAACUGUUGAUCAGUUACAUGCGGAAAAUGCACCCAAUAUACCGAAUAUUUUUAACGACUUGGAUGAAGAGUAUUCUUGUAAGGCCAAUGGUACAUUCGAUUAUGAAAACUCGACAACUUACAAAUACAUAAAUGAUGAUUUUAGUAUUGCAUUUGCUGACGGGUCAGCUGCUAUUGGUCAAUACGGACGUGAUGACGUAAGUGUGGGGAAUGUCACAAUAGAAGGAUUGAAAUUUGGUGUUGCUACUGCGUCAAGUAUUGAUUUUGGGAUUUUGGGUAUCAAACACAAUGAGAGGUAUGAUAAUUUCAUUUCGUUAUUGAAGAAACAAGGGUAUAUUGAUACUGCUCAAUAUUCAAUCUACUUGAAUGAUCAAAAAGGUACAAUACUAUUUGGGGGUGUGGAUAAUAACAAGUAUCAAGGUGAGUUGGCAACUACUCAUAUGGAGAAUAGUGGAAUACACAUCAAAGAUGUAUCGCUUAGUGGGGACAAAACCACUUCAAUCCAAUCUCAGUUACAAUAUGUGAUAUUUGACACAGGAUCCACCUUCUCAACGUUACCACUGGACUGGAUUAAAGUUAUUGGAGAAUCAAUAAAUGGAACUUACAACAACGACGAACAGGCAUACGAGGUGCCGUGUGAAUCAACAAAUGAAGUGUUUUUCAAUUUCAAAGUUGGCAACACCACUUUAAAUGUGUCGGUAUCCGACUUGAUCAUCAAUAAUGAAAGAACAAAUGGCAAAUGUUACCUUGGUGUGAUGGAUGAGUCACUAAUAGGAGGUACGAUAUUUGGUUCAGAUAUUUUGAAACAUUUCUAUGUCGUAUUCAACUUGGAUGACGAUAAGUUAUCCAUUGCGCCAGUAUCAACGUCUGAUGAUGCCUCUGAUACAGAGUCUAGUUCUAGUGAGAAUAGGUUUUCGAAUCGAUCAGAAGCAAGUACCAACAACAUACGAACGAUGUUGUACGCCUAUUGCAUGAGUUUGAUACCAUUGUCUAUAUACGUAUUUGUUUUAUAUUAA
Lodderomyces parapsilosis is the source of this 1278-nucleotide messenger RNA. RefSeq names its product aspartyl protease SAP10 (gene SAP10). Gene Ontology annotation, biological process: proteolysis. NCBI's taxonomy places the organism in Eukaryota, Fungi, Ascomycota, Pichiomycetes, Serinales, Debaryomycetaceae. The transcript has a single exon. Bases 1 to 1278 code for a protein of 425 amino acids. The record is from RefSeq and is a predicted model, not a curated record. Gene Ontology annotation, molecular function: aspartic-type endopeptidase activity.